Molecule: messenger RNA, 885 nt
Organism: Adineta steineri
Lineage: Eukaryota; Metazoa; Rotifera; Eurotatoria; Adinetida; Adinetidae
Source: the annotation of a GenBank genome assembly
AUGGCACAAGUUGAUUCAUGUAAUGAACAAUUAUUAACAAUACGAGAUCAUAUUAAACAUCUUCGCAAAUGGAUUCAACAACAACAACCAAUAUUAAAUUCACUUGAUACAGAUGAAUUUUUAUUAAGAUUUUUACGUGUUACUGAUUUUCGUCUUGAAAAUGCGAAAGAAUGGUUAAUUCAAUUUUGGAAAUAUCGUACAGAAAAUCCUCAAUGGUUUAAAGAUCGUGAUUUACUUCAAGAUUCGUUAAUGUGUCAAAUUGCGGAAUUAGCAUAUUGUCUUCAAUUACCAAAAGCAACUAAAGAUAAACAUCUUAUAUUUGUUAUGCGUAUGGGACAAUAUGAUCCAACAAUUUAUACUAUUGAUGAUGUUACUCGAUAUGCAUUUGCUGUUACAGAUAUUUUAAAUAGUCAACCGGCUGCUCAAUUAUAUGGUUUUAUAAUUCUAUUAGAUUUUACAAAUAUUCGUUUACAGCAUAUAACACAAUUUACACCUGAUCGUAUGCGUCGUUAUAUUGAUUGUUGGGAAAAAAUGUAUCCAGUACAUUUACGCCAAAUACAUUUUUAUAAUUAUCCAGCUAUCUUAAAUCCUUUUUUAUAUUUAUUCCGAUUAUUAUAUAAUGGAAAACUUAAUAAUCGAAUAUAUUGUCAUUCAAGAUCAUCCGAUGAUUCAACGAAAAAAUCUUUACAUGUUUAUGUUGAUCCAUCAUUGCUACCAAAUGAAUACGGUGGACAAUUAGAUUCUAUAGAAUCUGAUAUGAAUAAAACAUUCAUUAAAUGGACUCAAGAACAUAAUGAUUAUUUAAUUCAACUUGAACAAUAUAAUGUUGAUCUUAAUCACGUAUCACAAUUGUUAAUUAAUGUUAAAAAAGAGCAUGAUAUAUGA